Molecule: messenger RNA, 1136 nt
Organism: Pisolithus orientalis
Lineage: Eukaryota; Fungi; Basidiomycota; Agaricomycetes; Boletales; Pisolithaceae
Exons: 6
Coding region: 125-730 (201 amino acids)
Source: RefSeq, a predicted model, not a curated record
CACCCAGCCUGAGCAAGUCGUUAGCCGUCAGUCUCCCAUAGAAUACCGUGGAUUUUGGAACCAGGAAUGACCUUUCUUUCGAAGGUCUCUGUUCUUUGCCACCUUUUCACUGUCAGCAGUGAUCAUGUCACUUUGCCAAGCCGCCGUCACCCUUCGCGUCUGGUAUCUUUUUUCUCGCAACGUAUACGUCCGCACCAUUGCGGUGACCGCCCUCAUCGGCAGCGCAACAGCUUCAUUCACUAUGGUCUCCACGUUAGUGGGGAGCAUGGAAAAACUCUUUACCUCCGGUAUUUCAAUCCAGACACACAUUCCUGGAAAAAUCGUGUGGCUUUUCGUUCCUGCGUUGAUCGACCAUACUCUCUUGUUUGCAUUGAAAGUCUAUCGCUUCGCACAAGGCAGGAAGUCGCUUCACGUGGAAGCACCGUUGCGCAGAUUCUUCAAAGAGGGUAUGUUGAUGUAUGCGUUCGCGAUGGGAUCACUCGUGUUCUCGAUCAUAUGCCUUUCGUUCACUGGUCCUUCUCAGCUGUCGAUUUUCAUUUUGGCUCUAACUAGCUUCCCUACAGCAGCAGUUGCUGUGGCCGUGUGUCACGCCAUGCUCAAUAUUCGUUCGUUGGCCACCACAUUCCAUGUCGACCCAGAGUGGCUCCUUAACCAUGCCGAGAUGAGCAGGCUACCGUUACGUGAAGGACUGAACAAAAGCGAGUUCCGUGUUGAUUUAUACGCCGAGUGACAAACCGACGACAAGUCUCUGAGCCUUUUUAAUCCUGCUUGUACUCGGCCUCUUCCUUCGGUUCGAAUUGAUCGAUUCGAAGACCAGAGACGUUCUGGUUACAUAACGAAAAUAUUUCGUACAUGUAUUGGACGUACGUUUCCAGAUAUUUUGUAGCAUAAUAGCUCCCUCACUCUCAAAGGGAACUUGAUUAAGAGAUUGAUCAAUAUGUAGCAUCCGUUGAUAUAUAUGAUAAUUUCGGAGUAUGAGGAACCUUACCAGAAGGCCCCGUCCUCCUCAGUAAGUUCAUGGUCUUUGCCUCAUCGCUCAAGAGUGCCCUGGCGAGUCCUCAGGGAUCAGACAUACACAAGAUUUGCGGUUGCUAAAUGAGAGAUAAAAGUGAACAAGUAUGACUUUUACCGACAAC